Messenger RNA from Spirodela intermedia, 81 nucleotides. The record is from the annotation of a GenBank genome assembly. NCBI's taxonomy places the organism in Eukaryota, Viridiplantae, Streptophyta, Magnoliopsida, Alismatales, Araceae.
AUGGCUCCUCUCUUUCAUUUAAGUGUCAAUUUCUGCUACAGACACCAUUCACCGUGUCGUAUUUAUCUUCUUCCCUCAUAG